Molecule: messenger RNA, 3706 nt
Organism: Sphaerulina musiva SO2202
Lineage: Eukaryota; Fungi; Ascomycota; Dothideomycetes; Mycosphaerellales; Mycosphaerellaceae
Product: phosphoglycerate mutase-like protein
Exons: 7
Coding region: 250-2115 (621 amino acids)
Molecular function (GO): acid phosphatase activity
Source: RefSeq, a predicted model, not a curated record
ACCAAAUGCACCCAUUAUACGCCUGUUUCGACAUCUGCACCGCUCGUGACGGGAAGACGAACGGACACGUGCCAAGCAUCUCGCAUUGAUUUGCCGAAAGCCUGCUGGACGUGCAGAAGAGGAUUCAGCCACACUGUGGACUCACUGGACUGGCCUCUCCGAACACGACAUCAUCUUUCCCAAGUCGGCCGGAUUGCAGCAUCUUCCAGCGUUGCCUGACCGCAACCGCCCGUCCUCCGCCCCGUCGUGAUGCGAGGGGAAGCUUCCGCGCAGAAUCCGCUGCUGGAGACUCCUCCUGAUGAUCAUGUGCAGCGGGACGAGCUGCUGAAGUGGCCGUGGAGUACAAAUCACCCAGCCAUCCCUGUCACUACAUGUCGAUACCGCCUGGGACAGAGAUUCCUUGUUCUUAUCCAGCUUCUGCUCUUUCUCUUCGUCGUGCUCCAAUUCAUCAUCAUGUACAAGAAAUACGCCGUUGCGUGUAGUGUAUUGGCGGUUGUGGGCGGCGAGGCAGCUAAUGUUCAAUAUGGGCCCAGUUCGAGUAGUCUGCCCGACUAUUUGGUGACCGAACCGGAGCUGUUUCCUGGCCCAACUCCCACUGGUGAUGCAGCCUUCCUCGCUCAAACAAACCCGGCUCCGUUUGCAAGCACAACGUACAUUCCCAACAGCCCACUGGAGACCCAGGUUCCCAUCGUGGGAAACAAUGACAAUGGAAACAUUUUCCAGAUGCACGGCCAACUGUCGCACUACUUUCCCAACCCUCAAGGGUUCGGCGUGGAUGAGUAUCCUUUACCUAGCAAUGCAUCGAUUGUGCAGCUGAACAUGUUAUCUCGACACGGUGCGCGUUAUCCUACGACUGGUGCUGGUGCCACUGUUGUUGCGCAAAAGAUCCUCAAUUACACGACCGGCGUGCUGGGCCAUGCCACAUUCUCUGGACCCCUCGACUUCUUGAACACCUGGACCUACAAGCUUGGUGCCGAAAUCCUGGUGCCACUGGGUAAGCAAGAACUCUUCGACAGUGGCACCCUUCACCAGAUCGAGUACGGACACUUGUACAAGAACAAUGGGACCAAGAUCAUUGCCCGAUCCACCACUCAAGACCGCAUGCUGAAGUCUGCCGAGUAUUUCUUGGCUGGUUUCUUCGGACUGGACUGGACUCAGAAUGCUACCUUGGUGCUUGCGAUUGAGCAAUCGAGAGGCAUCUGGAACAACACCUUAGCCGGUUACUACAACUGCAACAACUCCAAUACAGCCGUCUCGACUGGCGGAAACAACGCUUCGACGCAAUGGUACGAAAAGUACCUCGCUGAUGCUCCCGCACGCCUCAACUCGUAUAGUCAGGGUUUCAACUGGACGGUUGCCGACGCCUACAACGCCCAAUCGCUCUGUGCUUAUGAGACCGUGGCCUUGGGAUAUUCUGCAUUCUGUGGACUAUUCACCUAUGCAGAAUGGGAAGGCUACGAGUACUCCAUCGACUUGGCCUUUGCCGGCAACAACAUGUUCCAAUCGCCCACCGGUCGUGCUGUGGGCAUUGGCUACGUCGUGGAAAUACUAUCUCGUCUUCAAGGACACGUCAUCACCCAGCCCACAGCACAAAUCAACGUGACUCUGGACAACAACACAUCCACAUUUCCACUGGGUCAGACUCUCAACUUUGACUUCUCCCACGACACCAACAUCGCCUCCAUCCUCACGGCCUUCGGCCUCACGCAAUUCGCGCCCGUCCUGCCCGCCGAUCAUCUCGAGCGCAACCGCUCCCUCAUUGUCUCACACAUGGAACCCUUUGGCGCGCGACUCGACAUGGAAAUUAUCGAGACGCCCAAACCUCUGAGCGGGAAUCGUAAGAACAGCGGCGGCGGUUACGCCACCACCUACGAGGACGAUGGAGGAGUCACGCGGUACAUUCAUUUUAUUCUCAAUCAACGCACGAUUCCAUUGGGGAAAUCUUUUACCGAGUGUGGUAAUCGUGAUGAUGGGUGGUGUGAAUUGACGACGUUUAUGGAGGUGCAGUCGAAGAUGUUGGAGACGGCGGAGUACGAAUUUAGUUGCUUUGGGGAGUAUCCUGUUGUGCCUUAUGGUGGGAUCACGAAUGGGGUGCCUGUGACGAAGCCGAGUUAGGAGGCUGGUGUCAUCGUGGAUGCAUAUAUAUAUAUAUAACAUAUUAUAGUGUAAAUGGCUGAUUCAACCAAACAGACCUUUCUGAAUGAUCUAACAGAGACAUUUCUUCACACAUCCCAUACCUGGCCCUGGCCCUCAGUUGUUGAUCGGACCAAGUCGUGCCUCCCAUUGCACUCUCAUCUCUUCCAUCUUCUUCCACACCUGCCUUCCCACUUCCUCAAAUUCCUCUCUCCUCUCCCGUGUAGUCUCCUGAAGUCCACGAUAAUGUCCUUUCGUGACACUCCCGGGCGGGACGACUCCAGGCGUACCACAGUAGCCCCAGCCUUGCACCUGAGUCCGAGCGACUCUUUCAUCACCAUGCACACUGGUCGCUGAACCCCACUUUCCCUUACCUUCCCGACUCUCCUGCUCCACGAGCUGCGGUGCCAACACUGCAAAAGCCAUACUGACCGCACCUUUAUACGGCUCGAUGGGAUGCCAAGGCGAGCCCAACCAGCGCGCUGCGUAGAAGGCUGCAGUCAUGAAGAUGGCGAGAAACCAGUGCAGUCCAGAGAUGGAAGUGGCUACGACACCAGGAUGUGUGACGAGCAUGAUGGGACGAGAGUCUUCUCGUGGUUGCAAGGAGGAGAAGAAGGUUUCCGUAUAAGGCCUCGUCGCCGGCAAAUCUGACGUGAGAACAAUCAAGUCGGUCAACCGUUUCGAAGACUCGUAAGCGGCCAACGAUUGGAGCCCUUGUAUGUCGUCAAUGUGAAAACACUCUUCGACGGCGCCCGUGCUGGAAAUCCAUACCACACGCGAGUCUCGACUCAUCAAAGGAGCAAGCCAAUGCGUGAGCAGAUAGUGGCCAAACACAUUGGCGGUGAAAACCUCGCCAAGCACCGGCUCAUCUUCUGCGUUGGUCGUGUCUUGUACUUGCCGCUUCGCUCGUGCGCCCACAUCACAGGUCAUGUAUGCGGGAUAGGUCACGGCCUGUACCAGAUCUGUGCACGUGCUCCAGAUGGCUUUCGGCCAGUUCAGUCCCAGCCAGCCCGCAACACCAGCAUUCCAUACCACAGCAUCUAGUUUCUGCCCUCGUCGUAGUAAUUGUUCAGCGAGAGACUUCACAGUCGUCAGUUUCAGGAGAUCUACGAGGACGCCCUCAAUCUUGACUCGUGAUUCCAGGAGGAGGCUAAUGCCCAGCGUCUUUCCAUUCGCUUCGCGUAACGUCCGCUGGAAAUGCGCUUGGAGUCUGUUGAGGGUAUCCGCACCCUUCCUCGUGUCUCGGGUCGAGAAGAGGAGGUGCAGGGUCUGAGAUUGUGGUCUUGUGUAGAGGAAUUCAUCGAUGAGUCUGCAGCAACACGCGAAGCCAAGUCCACUGUUGGCGCCAGUCACGAGAACGGUAAACGUGGUGUUGUCUCCCUUUCCCAGAGAUGCGUCGUCCAUCUUUCGGUGUGGUCGCGUAGUGGCUUCGUGAUGAUGGUGACGAUGAUGAUGAUGAUGAGUUGGCCACGUCUUCGUGCAAUCGGGCUCUAAUAAUGAUUAAUAUUCUCCCGACACAUGCCAAGACGCACUGACACUUGGAGUGGUAGGGUAAUCCUUGACGAGCAUCGAU